AUGAGUUCCAAGUUUGCAAACCGCCGAAAACCCCGCAAGAUUGGCGGGGAGGAUGAAGAGGAUGGCGGCGAACAAGAUAUUGGGCCGGUUGUCAAGCGCCCCGUUUCCUCUAAAACGAAAAUAAAAUCCAAAACGCGCCUGUCGUUCAACCCCGGAGAAACUUCAAUGGCUGAAGAUGGCGAACAGGAAAGUGAAGUGGUACUACCGAAACGGCAAGGACUUGGGAGGCGAGCACUGGAAAAUAGUGCUCUCCAGAGGUCACUCACGCCAUCGGGAUCAGGUAGUCAGCUUCCACUCAGGGUUGGCCCAGAACAAGAUCGGCCAAGUUAUAACAAUGAAUAUUUGAAAGAGCUUCGAAAUUCAACGCCUUCAACACCAAAGAAUACUACCGAUGAUGACCAAGAGAAGACUAUUGAUGUCGCAGCAAAGUUUGGCGAGGUUAUGAAAGUCACAGCGCCGGCCGCCAUUCCUAGCGAAGCAGAGAUUAGGGAGAAAAAAGAAAGAAGAGCGCGCUUAGCCAAAGAACAGCAGUAUGGAAUCUCAACAGAGAAGGACUUUAUCUCGCUGAAUGAUACUAUGGAGGAUGAAGAGUGGGACUCGAGAAAUGCAAAAGAGGAUCUAAGGGACACUCGGCUUAUUCGAGAUGAUGAGGAUUUCGCAGAAGGCUUCGACGAGUUUGUGGAGGAUGGCCGCAUAACUCUGGGGAGAAAGGCGGAGCGCGAGAGGGUCAAAAAGCAGCGUGAAGAAAUGCGAGAGCUCAUUGAAGAUGCCGAAGGAGUCUCGGACGAGGACGACUCAGAUUUAGAAGAAAAGGCGGCUUACGAAGCCGCCCAAACAAAGGCUGCCAUGGGCCACGGCGGCAAAGACUAUACAGAUCGACCAAAGACUCCUCCCAAAAUGACUUCCCUCCCACGUCUAUCAACCUGUCUUGACCGUUUACGCACAACCUUGGCUGUCAUGGAAAAGUCAAAAACCCAGAUGAUUGAUCGAAUGGAAGAACUGAGAAAGGAAAAGGCCGAUAUAGCUGUACGAGAAGUAGAGAUCCAGGCUUUAAUCAAAGAAGCUGGGGAUAACUACGAGAAACUCAAACAAGAAGCUGGGCGCACUCCUGGCUCGGACGAGGAUUCAGCUGCCGAGCGAGGAUUGGAGAGUAUCGGCCAUUCCAUGGCAGUAUCAACCGGAAACUCCGAGGACGAGCAUUUCGAUGCUACUCCUAUCGAACUGUUCUUUGACUUGUUUUUCGUGGCGAAUCUCUCUACCUUUACUGCUACGCAUGAAAUUCACAAUGUAGAAGCCUUAGGGGCUUACAUAGGCUUUCUUGGGGUGAUUUGGUUCACCUGGCUUCAGGUUACUCUAUUCGACAUCAGAUUUGCCAGGGACUCGAUUUUCGAACGAGCCUGCAAGGCUAUACAACUAGCAGCUAUGGUUGGUUUUGCAUCUGCAGGCACGCGGUUUACCACCCGUGUUAAAGACGAAAAUGUUUGGGCCUUUCAAUCACUGAGUAUCUUUCUUGGCGGAAGCCGAAUCUUACUGGCUCUGCAAUAUACGGUCAACAACAUCGUCUUCAUUCGGAAACGAAUGAGGCCUGCUGCCAAAGGGGUCUCCAUCAUCGCCGCGACGCUGUUUGUCUCGAGUUUAAUCUAUCUGGGGAUGUUUUAUAUCUUCGGGGUGCAGGACGGGAUCCGCUCCUAUAUAUGGACCGUUUGGUUUGCUUUGUUCGGAAUAGAGAUGUGGGUUAUAAUGGGAGUAUCUUGUGUGACACCCGGAAUUGGGCUCCAAGAUACCCACUUGAAUGUAAGAAUGGGUCUCCUUACACUAAUCAUCAUUGGCGAAGGGGUCAUAUCAGUCACCAGAAUUGUGAAUAGGACCGUGCGGCCGGGGGGCUGGACUAAGUGGUCGUUUGUUCACAUUCUAGGAGUCACUACUAAUGUGUACUUUCUGUGGCAAGCGUAUUACGAUCUCUCACCAAGGGGCAUGCUUGGCAAAUAUUCCCAGCAGCUAUGGGCCCAGCUCCAUUUUCCCUUUCAUGUGGCCCUAGUUCUACUUCUUGAAGGAUCGCAGAUCCUUGCUUUGACCCUAGACAUUACCUUGAAGCUCACGUACCUCGAGGAAACUAUCAUGUUUGCUUGCGAGGAACCACGGCCCAGACCCGGAAUAGCCAUUGGUCUCCUUCGGAACACCAUUGAGGACAUGGAGAUUAAUUACAGCCGCGGCGCAAUAAAAGAAAAGAUGGCCAUCGACGCAAUCUUGGAGGAUUUGCCCAACCACCCCUUGUGCCUGGGAGAGAACGUGAUCGGUUUCUUCGUCACAAAUGAUCACCUUAAUAACCUUGUGGGUAAUGUUACUGCCGCUCUGUUUUCCAGUAUGGGAAUCAUACCUUCGGAGGAGACAAACAUAGGACAGUUGACUAGCUCGCAGUUGCUGAGGAUGUACAUGGAGCUACUAGGGUUUGUCUACAUAUAUUUUUUCGUCGUUGCAUCACUGGUGAUGUUUCUUUUUGCUGCCUUUGCAUUGUUGGCUCGCCGCCACAGCUUCUGCACUAGUAUUGGAAUAACGACCCGCAUCAUCCUCGGGGUGCUCUUGGCGAGCUUAGUGUCUUUCGUCGGGAAAUUUGGGCUUGCGUACGAUUUCAUGACAUCUCCAACGAUAUUAUACGCAUUCACAUUUGUUCUUUUGACAGUGUCUGGCGUUGACCGACUCUUGGACCUCUGUGAGAGCCAUUAUGAGACCAAUGCGAACCUGGAAGAUGCAGGGAAGCGUAGUCAUUCAGAUACCUCCUAG
Aspergillus nomiae NRRL 13137 is the source of this 2781-nucleotide messenger RNA. RefSeq lists its product as uncharacterized. Gene Ontology annotation, cellular component: U2-type post-mRNA release spliceosomal complex. Bases 1 to 2781 code for a protein of 926 amino acids. NCBI's taxonomy places the organism in Eukaryota, Fungi, Ascomycota, Eurotiomycetes, Eurotiales, Aspergillaceae. The transcript has 6 exons. The record is from RefSeq and is a predicted model, not a curated record. Gene Ontology annotation, biological process: spliceosomal complex disassembly.